AUGCUUGUUUGUUUGAAUUGCUCUUCUGUUUUACAUUCAACAAUCCACAAAUUUUAUGGCCUACAAACCAAUUCUCCACUGUCUUCAUCACUCAAAUCCAUCUCAACUUCCACAAAUCAACACUCGUUUACAGUCAAUUACCUCAUCAAUUCAUGUGGGUUGUCUCCAGAAACCGCCAUUUCAGCUUCCAAAAAGGUCAAUCUUAAAACCCUAGACAACCCAGAUUCAGUUCUCAACUUCCUCAUCAACCACGGAUUCAGCAAAACCCAGGUCUCAUCUGUCAUCAGAAAAUACCCACGACUUCUCUUAUGGGAUCCCAAGAAAAAGCUUUUGUCCAUAUUCGACUUUUUUUACUCCACCGGCAUUUCCAGCGCCGAGCUCGCGAAGAUGGUGUCCAAUCACCCACUUAUAUUGACACGAAGCUUGGCGAACCAUAUCAUCCCAUCUUUCAUUCUCUUCAUUAAUUUAUUUGAUUCACAUCAUAAGUUUAUCACCGCCUUUAAACGAUUUCCUAGAAUUGUACAGAGCUAUAGCAGUGCUAAUUCAUUCUCUAACAUUGAAAUUUUGAGGCAACACGGCGUGACAGAUUCGAAAAUUGUCCACUUACUUACUUCUCAGUCUAGGUCACUCAACUUCAAGCCUCAUAGAUUGAAUGAGGUAGUAGAGGAUGUUAAGAAAAUGGGUUUCAACCCAUCAAACACCAACAUUCUUAAUGCGGUUCAAGCAUUGCUGACAAUGAGCAAAUCAACAUGGGAACGGAAGAUGGAGGUUUAUGAGAAGUGGGGUUGGUCUGGGGAAGAAACAAUCUUGGCUUUUAAAAAAUUUCCGUGGUGUAUGAUGGUAUCAGAGGAGAAGAUAAUGGCGGUGCUGAAUUUUUAUGUCAACACAAUGGGUUGGAAGUCUUCCCUAAUUGCCACUCGUCCAAAAUUAAUGACAUACAGUUUGGGUAAGAGGAUAAUUCCAAGGUGUUCGGUACUUCAAGUUUUGUUGUCGAAAGGUUUGGUUAAGGAACCCAUUAGUGCAGCCACAUUGUUGGAUUACAGAGAGAAUUUGUUCCUCAAGAAAUUGGUGACUUGUUACGAGGAAGAAGCUCCUCAGUUGUUGAAACUAUAUCAACAAAAAUUGGAACUUUCAAAUUCAGAUGCUCGUGAUUAUGAAUGUAAGAGUGGGGUCCAUGCCCAGUGUGUUUUCAAAUUAAAUUCAUGA
Messenger RNA from Cornus florida, 1206 nucleotides. RefSeq lists its product as uncharacterized. Gene Ontology annotation, cellular component: chloroplast. Gene Ontology annotation, biological process: regulation of DNA-templated transcription; chloroplast organization. Bases 1 to 1206 code for a protein of 401 amino acids. The record is from RefSeq and is a predicted model, not a curated record. The transcript has a single exon. Lineage: Eukaryota; Viridiplantae; Streptophyta; Magnoliopsida; Cornales; Cornaceae. Gene Ontology annotation, molecular function: double-stranded DNA binding.